AUGGGUUGGAUGUGGGGUGUGAGGAAGGCGGAUGCUAGACAGAGGGCCUGGCCUCCUUUCCUCGUCUAUAAAGUGGGGGACCUGGUGGAGCCCACUGCAAGACUGUGGGGCUCUGUGAUGCAGUUGUCGUAUGUGGCUGUAGCUAGGGACAACUGGCUAGACAAGGUCAAGUCUGGCAGCAUUGUGUGUCAGCAGGACAGCCUGGAUGCUUUAUUGGGGAGGGCCUCAGCAGCUGACCCAGCAGCCUUCCCCUCCGUGCAGACUGUGGAACAUGGCUUCCCCAACCAGCCCAGUGCCCUGGCCUUCGACCCUGAGCUUCGCAUCAUGGCCAUCGGCACCAGAUCUGGUGCUGUCAAGAUUUAUGGUGCACCUGGUGUGGAGUUCACAGGCUUGCACCGUGAUGCAGCCACUGUCACACAGAUGCACUUCUUGCCGGGCCAGGGCCGCCUCCUGACCCUGCUGGACGACAGCAGCCUGCAUCUCUGGGAGAUUGUCCACCAUAAUGGCUGCGCCCACUUGGAAGAAGCACUCAGUUUCCAGCCGCCCUGCCGGCCUGGCUUUGACAGUGCCAGUGCCCUGCCCAGCCUCACUCGUGUCACAGUGGUCCUGUUGGUGGCUGCUGGUGACACUGCAGCCCUGGGCACUGAGGGUGGCAGCGUCUUCUUCCUGGAUGUGACUACCCUGACGCUGCUUGAGGGGCAGACCCUCAGCCCAGAUGAGGUUCUGCGCAGUGUGCCUGACGACUACCGGUGUGGGAAGGCCCUGGGCCCUGUGGAGUCACUCCAGGGCCACCUGCAGGACCCCAACAAGAUUCUCAUUGGCUACAGCCGGGGCCUGCUGGUCAUCUGGAACCAGGCCACACAGUGUGUGGACUGUGCCUUCCUGGGAAACCAGCAGCUGGAAAGCCUGUGCUGGGGGCGCGAUGGCAGCACCAUCGUCAGCUCACACAGUGAUGGCAGCUACGCAGUCUGGUCCACAAACGCCAGCGGCUCCCCGACACUGCAGCCCACAGUAGCCACCACACCCUACGGCCCCUUUCCCUGCAAGGCCAUCAACAAGAUUUUGUGGCGGAACUGUGAAUCUGGGGGCCACUUUAUCAUCUUUAGUGGUGGCAUGCCCCGUGCCAGCUAUGGCGACCGCCACUGUGUGAGUGUGCUGCGAGCUGAGACACUGGUGACGCUGGACUUCACCUCCCGCAUCAUCGACUUCUUCACAGUGCACAGCACACGGCCUGAGGAUGAGUUCGAUGACCCCCAGGCCCUGGCCGUACUGCUUGAGGAGGAGCUGGUGGUGCUGGACCUGCAGACUCCUGGCUGGCCGGCUGUGCCUGCCCCAUACCUGGCCCCGUUGCACUCUUCUGCUAUCACCUGCUCGGCCCACGUGGCCAGCGUCCCUGCCAAGCUGUGGGCCCGUAUCGUCAGCGCUGGCGAGCAGCAGAAUCCCCAGCCUGCCUCCAGCGCCUCAAGCUGGCCCAUCACUGGGGGUCGGAACCUGGCCCAGGAACCGUCACAGCGAGGGCUGUUGCUGACUGGCCAUGAGGAUGGCACCGUGCGCUUCUGGGAUGCCUCAGGUGUGGCACUGCGGCCACUCUACAAGCUGAGCACAGCUGGCCUCUUCCAGACGGACUGUGAGCAUGCUGACAGCCUGGCCCAAGCUGCCGAGGACGACUGGCCACCCUUCCGCAAGGUGGGCUGCUUCGACCCCUACAGUGAUGACCCCCGGCUUGGUGUGCAGAAGGUUGCACUCUGCAAGUAUACAGCCCAGAUGGUGGUGGCCGGCACUGCAGGCCAGGUGCUGGUGCUGGAGCUCAGUGAUGUGCCGGCAGAGCAGGCAGUCUGCGUGGCCAGCGUGGACCUUCUCCAGGACCGCGAGGGCUUCACAUGGAAGGGCCAUGAGCGACUGAGCCCACGCACAGGGCCACUGCCCUGGCCUGCAGGCUUCCAGCCCCGCGUGCUGGUGCAGUGCCUGCCACCAGCCGCUGUCACCGCUGUCACCCUCCACACGGAGUGGAGCCUUGUGGCCUUUGGCACCAGUCAUGGCUUUGGCCUCUUCGACUACCAUCGCAAGAGCCCUGUGCUUGCCAGGUGCACUCUUCACCCCAACGACUCCCUGGCCAUGGAGGGGCCCCUCUCCCGGGUGAAGUCGCUCAAGAAGUCGCUGCGCCAGUCUUUCCGGCGGAUCCGCAAGAGCCGUGUCUCAGGCAAGAAGCGGACCGUUAAUGCCAAUAGCAAGUUGCAGGAGGCCAACGCGCAGCUGGCAGAGCAGGCCUGCCCCCACGAUGUGGAGAUGACGCCUGUACAGCGCCGCAUCGAGCCCCGCUCUGCUGACGACUCCCUUUCGGGCGUUGUGCGUUGCCUCUACUUUGCUGACACGUUCCUUCGAGAUGCGGCCCACCACGGCCCGACCAUGUGGGCAGGCACCAACUCGGGCUCCGUGUUUGCCUACGCACUGGAGGUACCAGCAGCAGCAGUGGGUGGCGACAAGCGGCCUGAGCGGGCGGUGGAGGCCGUGCUGGGCAAGGAGGUGCAGCUGAUGCACCGGGCACCUGUGGUGGCCAUCGCUGUACUGGACGGACGCGGCCGCCCGCUUCCCGAGCCCUAUGAGGCCUCGCGGGACCUGGCACAGGCACCUGACAUGCAGGGUGGCCACGCCGUGCUCAUUGCAUCUGAGGAGCAGUUCAAGGUGUUCACACUGCCCAAGGUGAGUGCCAAGACCAAGUUCAAGCUGACAGCCCAUGAGGGCUGUCGCGUACGCAAGGUGGCACUGGCCACGUUUGCCAGUGUGGCCUGUGAGGACUAUGCUGAGACCUGCCUGGCCUGCCUCACCAACCUGGGCGACGUCCACGUCUUCUCAGUGCCUGGCCUGCGGCCCCAGGUGCACUACUCCUGUAUCCGAAAGGAGGACAUCAGCGGCAUCGCCUCAUGUGUCUUCACACGUCACGGCCAGGGCUUCUACCUGAUCUCCCCGUCAGAAUUUGAGCGCUUCUCCCUAAGUGCACGGAACAUCACAGAGCCUGUCUGCUCUCUCGACAUCAACUGGCCCCGAAAUUCCACCCGAGCCAGGCUCCAAGAGUCACCCAAGCUGAGCCAGGCUAAUGGGACCCCAAGCAUCAUCCUGGCCCCACAGAGCUGUGGCGGAAGCCCUGAUCCAGCCCACAGCAAAGGAACUGAUACCUCAGAGCCACCGGAGGCCACACUCUCGCCCAUGUCCAUCGACUCUGCCACCAGUGCUGACACCACCCUUGACACGACAGGGGACGUCACGGUAGAGGAUGUGAAGGAUUUCCUGGGCUCUUCGGAAGAAUCUGAGAAGAAUCUGAGGAACCUGGCGGAGGGUGAAACCCGUGCCUGUGCCAUCCUGAUUAAAUGAGGAAGGCCAGCGCUACCCCAGCCAUCGCCUGCCCUGCUCAGAGCCGGGGUCCUGGAUCCCUGGCUCCUGCCCGGCCCCUUAACAUAGACCCACACCUGCUAACCUGUGGGUGCCAGUGGGACCUGCCGUCCCAUCCCUGCUGACCCCGGGCCCUGGAGCAGCACCAGCCCCAGGGUGUGGGCCCAGGCCUUGGCCCAGGAGUCUGGAUCCUCCAACAGGAAGUCGGCUGCCCUGGGGAGGGGACAGGUGGGGCCAGGCACCCUGUGCCACCUCCCACUCCACACGCCGUUCUGCGCCCUCCCUUUGCAGAGUAUUUUUCUAACGCCUGGGCUGGACAGUUGUUUCUAAAACUAUUUUGGUACUUGCUCCUGGGCCAGCCCCCCAGCCUGUGCAUGGGUGCACGUGUGUGUGUGUGCGUGUGUGUGUGUGUGAGAGAGAGAGAGAGAGAAACUGGGAGCUCCGCUGGGCACCCAUGACCUGGGCCCAGUCAGGUAUGAGUGUGUGUGUCAGGGGGGUCAAGAUAGGUUUCCCUGUAGAUUGUACCUUGGGGUUUUUUUCUGUCGUUUUGUUAAAAAUUAGCGCCGUUUUAAUAUUAAAAAUACUGAUUUUUAAUAUCGAAAAUAAAAGCAUUUAAUACCUCUUAAA
Carlito syrichta (Philippine tarsier) is the source of this 4014-nucleotide messenger RNA. RefSeq names its product LLGL1, scribble cell polarity complex component (gene LLGL1). Gene Ontology annotation, molecular function: myosin II binding; GTPase activator activity. Gene Ontology annotation, biological process: regulation of protein secretion; cortical actin cytoskeleton organization; establishment of spindle orientation. The transcript is spliced from 18 exons. The record is from RefSeq and is a predicted model, not a curated record. Gene Ontology annotation, cellular component: cytoplasm; plasma membrane; cortical actin cytoskeleton. The coding region runs from base 1 to 3369 and encodes 1122 amino acids. Lineage: Eukaryota; Metazoa; Chordata; Mammalia; Primates; Tarsiidae.